This is a messenger RNA of Papaver somniferum (opium poppy), 1917 nucleotides long. RefSeq names its product ATP-dependent 6-phosphofructokinase 6-like. The record is from RefSeq and is a predicted model, not a curated record. The transcript has 13 exons. The coding region runs from base 273 to 1724 and encodes 483 amino acids. Gene Ontology annotation, cellular component: cytoplasm. Gene Ontology annotation, molecular function: ATP binding; 6-phosphofructokinase activity. Gene Ontology annotation, biological process: glycolytic process; fructose 6-phosphate metabolic process. Lineage: Eukaryota; Viridiplantae; Streptophyta; Magnoliopsida; Ranunculales; Papaveraceae.
UUUCACCUUUUAGUCCCUGAAAAAUUCUUCUAUAAUCCUCAGUUGCUUACGUUUUAGCCCCUAAAGUAUUUAUUAAAUCUGUUUCAGAUCCUCUCUCCGACUCCCCCCUGUAAUAAAGCGGUUCAUCUUUUUGGUUGUCGGGCUUUUUGUAUUGAAACGCUCUUCUGAAAAGAAAAACCAGAAACGAAAACAUAAAUAAAACCAGAAACCUCUAAAACUUGAUCGAUUUUGAUCAAAAACGUUAACCCUUUUCCGUUUUGUUGUCAGUAAGUAUGGGUGAUUCAACGACAGAAAACCCAGAGAUUCAUCCGAAGUUUGUUACUGGAGAAGCAGGAUAUAUUCUUGAAGAUGUUCCUCACUUGUCAGAUUACAUUCCUAACCUCCCUACAUAUCCCAACCCAUUGCAAGAUAAUCCAGCAUAUGCUGUUGUAAAGCAGUAUUUUGUUAAUGUGGAUGAUACGGUUUGCCAAAAGAUUGUUGUGCAUAAGGAUAGCCCAAGAGGGAAACAUUUUCGACGUGCUGGUCCACGUCAGAGGGUGUAUUUCGAGGCAGAUGACGUGCAUGCAUGUAUUGUAACAUGUGGUGGAUUGUGCCCUGGGCUGAACACAGUGAUUAGGGAGAUUGUUUGCGGUUUGUACCACAUGUACGGUGUCACGAAAAUUCUUGGAAUAGAUGGAGGAUACAGGGGUUUCUAUUCUCGAAAUACCAUUCCUUUAACACCAAAGGUUGUAAAUGACAUCCACAAACGUGGUGGCACUAUCAUAGGAACCUCACGUGGCGGCCAUGAUACCUCAAAAAUAGUCGACAACAUCCAGGACCGAGGAAUUAAUCUGGUCUUCAUUAUUGGAGGAGAUGGAACUCAAAAAGGAGCAUCUGUGAUUUUUGAGGAAAUUAAAAGGCGAGGUCUCAAAGUUGCUGUUGCUGGAAUUCCAAAGACCAUUGAUAAUGACAUUCCGGUUAUUGAUAAGUCCUUUGGUUUCGACACUGCUGUUGAAGAGGCUCAACGGGCCAUAAAUGCAGCACAUGUUGAAUCUGUUAGUCAGGAGAAUGGUAUCGGUCUUGUCAAGUUAAUGGGUCGCGACAGUGGGUUCAUUGCAAUGUAUGCUACUCUUGCCAGCCGAGAUGUGGACUGUUGCUUGAUUCCAGAGUCACCUUUUUAUCUUGAAGGACCCGGGGGACUCUUUGAAUAUAUUGAAAAACGUCUAAAAGAGAAUGGACAUAUGGUUAUUGUGAUAGCUGAAGGGGCAGGACAGGAUGUUCUUGCUAAAUGCAUGGAGCAUGAUGCUUCAGGAAACAAAGUUCUCCAAGAUGUUGGACACUGGUUAUCCCACAAAAUCAAGGAUCAUUUUACAAAAAAACACAAGAUGACCAUAAACCUCAAAUACAUAGAUCCAACAUACAUGAUCCGUGCUGUUCCUUCAAAUGCAUCUGACAAUGUGUACUGCACGCUACUUGCUCACAGUGCUAUUCACGGUGCGAUGGCAGGGUACACUGGUUGUAUUACUGGACCUGUUAAUGGCAGACACGCUUACAUACCGUUCCAACGAGUAACGGAGAUCCAGAAUAAAGUUGUGAUUACCGAUAGAAUGUGGGCAAGGCUACUGGCUUCCACAAACCAACCAAGCUUUAUGAGCACACAGGAUAUCACGGAAGAGAAGAAAGUGGAAGAACCAAGACCAACACAGCUUUUGGAGGGGGAAAAUUGCCAGGAUAGCAAGUAUUGAGUAGACUUCUAGAGAAUUGCUGGGUUAUGUUGAGUGUUUGUGUUUUUUUUGUUUUGUUUUUUUGUGUAGAAAGGUUAAACUUGUAUUAGGAGAAAAAUAGUAUCAGUUACAAAGAUUUGAAGUCCCCUGAAAAACGGAAAAAGCAAUGAACUAUCUACAAUCUAUGAUGACUUUUAACCAUUUUUCUACAGAA